Messenger RNA from Penaeus indicus, 2371 nucleotides. RefSeq lists its product as uncharacterized. The record is from RefSeq and is a predicted model, not a curated record. The transcript is spliced from 7 exons. Bases 1 to 1803 code for a protein of 600 amino acids. NCBI's taxonomy places the organism in Eukaryota, Metazoa, Arthropoda, Malacostraca, Decapoda, Penaeidae.
AUGCCAUCUGUUGCGACACUUGAUCGUACAGGGUCCCCCGAUAUUCAAGCACACCCAGACAAGGGCUCCAUACAGUUACCGAGGAAUGCGAGCUGUAGAUAUGAAAGAAAAUCAAUAGUGGCAGUAGCGAUGCAGGUGCACUCACACUCCUCAUGUCUAGCCUUUUACCUUGACUUUUCAAAGGAUAGAAAACUACAUUUAGCCAAAAUUCGACAUGCAAGUGAUUACUUUGCUGCGGAUUUUUCUUCGUCUCAUGAAUUCACUGUGUGCUGCACUGCACAAUAUGAGGUUAACUUAUGCGAAGUUUACAACGACUGUGGACCCAUGAAGAACUUCCAAUACACACUAGAUGAUUGUCGCCUCCCGACCGCCGCACCGUCUACAUCUGCUUUUAGAGCCACUGGAGCUACUUCUCAGGUUCCUUCCGAGACUGCAUCUUAUUGGGCUCUACUUUUGCAGUUCCACAGCGUUAUCCUAGGUAUACUGUGUAUUCCAGCACGUAUAGAACCACAGGCCCACCCAUGCCUCGAGGUAACCUUGCCCCCCACGCCACGUCUCAGAUAUUUAAAGGCCAUGAUGACCCUGGUCAGACAGAGUCAGUCCCCGCACGUGGACUGGUCAGGACAGGUCCCGUACCUACGGCUCAGGCGGUCACUUCUGCCUUACUGGGCUGACCGUGAACUUCCUCAUCCAGCUUCUAACCAGACCUUGUCUUUCUCUGGGUUCCCGCUCGACCCAUUCAUUACCAUUAUGACAUCUUCAAGCCGACUGAAUCCACAGCCUCCACCUGGCAUGCCUUUCCAUCGUCGAGCAUCCACCAGGAUUCGUUCCUCCUUCAGGGAAUCUCGACAGGCCGUCCACAGGGUAUCCAUGAGGCUGAGCCAAAGGAGAAGAAGGCCGCGUCCUGGUCCUGCUACAGAUACUGGCACUUCAGCAGAUCGACCCGAAGUGACCCACAUCACUGGACCGCCGCCCUUCGUGAACGGACCCCAGUCGCUGCGCACGCGUCCUCCCCAGCCGCCUUUCAAUCCCCAGAGCGAACCUCCACCGCCCUAUUCUGCAGAACCUUUAGGAGCCAAAGUAUUAGCCGAGCCCUCCGCUAACGGCAACCGCGCCGGGCCUUCUCGGGACUUGGCUUACAAAAACCCGACAGACGAACGCAAGACCUAUCCCCCAAUUUCACCCUCUAAUGACCUCACUCCAAGGUCAGAUAUCAGAUGGUACGCGCCGUCAGGAGGUUCUCAACAGGCUUCGAAGAAGGAGCAAAUACGUAAUCCUGCUUUCAAUCCCAAGUAUGACCCUGCGAGGCCUGCAACCUUUUCGCAACCUCAGCUGCAGGUCGCCAACCUCAACCACCACUUCCGUCCUCUUGACUCAAGAGGGCCUCCACCUCAAAAUUUGCCACACUAUGGAGGGAGACAUCCACCUGAACCACUACACCAUAGGGGCCCUCUCCACCAGGGAUACGGUUACACUAGUGGACCCCCAUCACAAGCUCCAAGAGAACCCCGACCACAAACUCCAAGAGGACCCCGACCACAAGCCCCAAGAAGACCCCUACCACUAAGUCAGAGAGGACCAGUAGCACACACUCUCAGGGGACCGCAGCCAUUAUACUUAAGGGGACAAACACACAACCCCAACUAUCCCAUAAGACCUCCGCCCCAAGGUCCCCGUUACGUGAACUCUCCAAGAACCCCUGUACCCUCAAGUCGGACUCGGGCACCCAUGCCCCCAGGAUUCGGAGGAAAUUCCCACGUUUACCUUAAUUCGGAUGCUAAUAUAGAUGAGACGAUAAUUUAAGUCUUAUAUAUUUAUCUAAAGUCUUCAGGAGGAUCCUAUUAUCUCUCCGUCGUAGUAUUAUUUCCUUCCCUGGACUGAGAUCAUGUCUCUGGCCAGGCCUGUCAUCUCGGGAACAGGGACAGGCCAUUACAUCAAAGGCCUGGGAACACAUCUGCUCACGUCGCUUCCUAGAAAGUUAUGUUGUUUCAAAUUUUGAUCUUUCUCUCACUCUUUCUUUGUUUUUGUAAUAUUUGUGAUGAUUCGGAUUAUGAGACGUCUCCUCACUUCAUCUUUUAAGUAUUUGUCGUCUUCCAUUUGAAUAUAUAUCCUCGCUUUUUUCUCUCUAUUCUUUCACUCGUUUGGUAUUUUUAAAGUCCGGAAACCUCUACUCGCCGUUUUUCUUUCACCCGCACUUACCUAUUUUGUCUCUCCUGUUUUCCUGGAUUUUGAGAUUUCUCUUCGCAUUAUUUAGGUCCGGGUGCUGAUGUUAUUUCGACCUCUUGAUUCCGCCAGUUUGAUUAUGAACAUCGGCAGCUGUAAUUGGACAGAUUUCAUUAAAAUAAAACUGUAACAUUACUAUAAUUAGAAA